Messenger RNA from Aspergillus brunneoviolaceus CBS 621.78, 1473 nucleotides. Its product is annotated as glycoside hydrolase family 30 protein. Gene Ontology annotation, molecular function: glucosylceramidase activity. The record is from RefSeq and is a predicted model, not a curated record. Bases 1 to 1473 code for a protein of 490 amino acids. Gene Ontology annotation, biological process: glucosylceramide catabolic process. The transcript has 2 exons. Lineage: Eukaryota; Fungi; Ascomycota; Eurotiomycetes; Eurotiales; Aspergillaceae.
AUGCUUGUCAACCUAGGUGCUUUGGCUGGCUUGAUUGCCGUCGGCCACGCCGCGGCCAGCGGGAAACGCGCCACCGAGGCUGCAGCAUACAGCUCCAACUCGGCGGGCAACUACAAACUCAGCUCCAUCACUGCCCCCGUGCAAGGCAACGGCAGUCCCGGAUCUGCGUCUACCUGGAAGCUCACCGUCGACGACACUGCGUCCGGCCACCGGCAGACCAUCAAUGGCUUCGGGGCGGCCGUCACCGACGCGACCGUGACAUCCUUCAACACCCUGAACCAAGCCACGCUCCAACAGCUGCUGAACGAGCUGAUGACCACCGACGGCGCGAACUUCUCUCUGAUGCGACACACCAUCGGCGCCUCCGACCUCUCCGGCGACCCAGCCUACACCUACGACGACAACAACAACGCCGCCGACCCGUCGCUGACCGGCUUCAACCUGGGCGAUCGGGGCACCGCCAUGGCCAAGCUCCUCGCCACAAUGAAGACGCUGCAGUCCAGCCUCACGAUCCUGGGCUCCUCCUGGAGCCCGCCGGGGUGGAUGAAACUCAAUGGCGUCAUCGACGGCAGCACGACCAACAACAACCUGAACGACGGGUACCUGACCAGUGGCGGCACAGGCAGCACGGGCUACGCCGCCGCCUUUGCCCAGUACUUCGUGAGAUACAUCCAAGCGUACACCAACCUGGGAGCCCCGAUCGACGCGAUCACCAUCCAGAACGAGCCUCUGAACAGCCAAGCAGGCUACCCGACCAUGUACGUGUAUGCAUACGAGUCCGCAGACCUCAUCGAGAAAUACGUCGGCCCCGCCCUGGCGCAAGCGGGCCUCGACACCAAGGUCUGGGCCUACGACCACAAUACCGACGUCCCAAGCUACCCGCAAACCAUUCUCUCCAGCGGCGCGAGCACCUACGUCCCCGCCGUCGCGUGGCACUGCUACGCCAGCAACGUCGACUGGACCGUCCUCUCGAGCUUCCACAGCACCAACCCAAACACCGAACAGUACAUGACGGAAUGCUGGACGCCCGCGUCCGGGGCGUGGCACCAAGCCGCGGAUUUCACGAUGGGCCCGCUGCAGAACUACGCCGCGGGCGUCAUGGCCUGGACGCUGGGCACCGACUCCGACGACGGGCCGCACCUCUCCUCGGGCGGGUGCGCCACCUGCCACGGGCUCGUCACGGUGAACAGCGCCACGAGCUACACGCUGAACACGGCGUAUUACAUGAUGGCGCAGUUCAGCAAGUUCAUGCCCCCCGGGGCGGUCGUGGUGAGCGGGACGGGCAGUUACACGUAUGACAACGGGGGCGGGGUGCAGUCGGUGGCCUCGGUGAACCCGGAUGGCUCGCGCACGGUGGUGAUCCAGAAUACCUUUGGGAAUGAUGUGUAUGUGACGGUGACGUUGGGGUCGGGCGGGGUGUGGAGUGGGAAUGUGCCGGAGGAGUCGGUGACGACCUGGGUUUUGCCUGGUUGA